Drosophila takahashii is the source of this 1030-nucleotide messenger RNA. RefSeq lists its product as uncharacterized. Gene Ontology annotation, molecular function: calcium ion binding; myosin heavy chain binding. Gene Ontology annotation, cellular component: myosin II complex. Lineage: Eukaryota; Metazoa; Arthropoda; Insecta; Diptera; Drosophilidae. The record is from RefSeq and is a predicted model, not a curated record.
CAAAUGAAAGCGUAGCAUUCAUUGACUUCGAUGUUAUCCAAAAUCUUUUCCCAUUUGGAACUUCAUUAUCAAAUUUGGCUCUCCUAACAAAAUUUUGUACAAAAUUGUUUUUUUUUUUUUUCUGUAAAUAUAUUCUAUCCCGAACAAUAUGAACAAGAAGGGAAAGCGAUCCACCCGCAAGCUCGGAUUCUUUUACAAGCAAUCGGAGCUGAUGAUAAUGAUGCCAGAAGUGCCCAAACUGCGGCAUGUUUUCGAUCUAUUCGCAGUUGAUGGCAAUGGGAUAGGAGCAGAAGGAUCAGGAGUAGAUGGCGCCAGCAUCGCACUGUCGGAUGUGGCGGACUGCCUGCGCACCAUGGGCCUGAGUCCCAGCGACCAGUGGCUGUUGAAUCGCCUGGAGGCGGAGCACCUACGUCGGCGUGAGACGAUGGGACCGGCCGCGGCCGAGAGGAUCUCCCAGCGGGCGUCCUUUGAGCUGGUGCUCACACUCUACUGCCAGUGGGCCGAUGAAGAGGACGAGGAAGGACCAUCGGCCGAGGAUGUGUUGCAAGUGCUGCGCAGCUGCGAUACCAAGGGCACUGGUCUGCUGCCCUACAGCGAGCUGCGCCGCAUGCUGACCUCGAUGGGCUCGGAGCGCCUGGACGAGGCGGAGGUCUUCAGUGCGCUGCACUGCGCCUCCGAUAUCGGGGGCAAUGUGCACUACGAGCAUCUGGUGCAGCGGAUGUUCGCCAAGAACGCCGCCCAGGAGCAGAAGGAGCGGCUCCAGCAGGCCCGACUCUACCUGCAGGCGGUGGGCCGCAAUGCCGUCGACAUGGACAUGGCCAAGAGGGACGAGUUCAUCGACGCCCUGCGGCGUUCGGAUCCCCUGAGCUCGGGAUUCAUCGAGCCGAAGCGCCUGCUCGAGCUGCUCAAUCGCAACGAGGAGCAGUUUACCGCCGAGGAACUGCAGCUGCUCACCCAGGGCAUGGAGGACACCAGGUGCGAGAGGGGCAUCAACUAUCGCCGCUUUCUGCAGUUCAUCAUGAAUGAGUAA